Jatropha curcas is the source of this 2268-nucleotide messenger RNA. Its product is annotated as low affinity sulfate transporter 3. Gene Ontology annotation, molecular function: secondary active sulfate transmembrane transporter activity. The record is from RefSeq and is a predicted model, not a curated record. Lineage: Eukaryota; Viridiplantae; Streptophyta; Magnoliopsida; Malpighiales; Euphorbiaceae. Gene Ontology annotation, cellular component: membrane. Gene Ontology annotation, biological process: sulfate transmembrane transport.
UUUACCGUUUCUGGAUAGGCAAUAGUAUAUAAUCAAAUCACCAUAUAGCUAAUAAGCUUAAUAAGCUCACAGGGUACACCCAACCACUUUAAACAGGCAAAACCACUAAAAACCUCCAUGGCUAUGGCUUCGCAGCCAACAGAAACCUGCAACGAAGCAGAAGAGCUAAGACAACUUGAUGUUGAAGACACUAAUCGGCAGGAGAGAGCUAAAUGGGUUCUUAAUUCUCCUGAUCCACCUGGCCUCUUACAAGAACUCAUCGGUUCUGCAAAAGAACUUGUCUUUUCCAAUGUAAAGAAAAAAAUUUCAAAGCAAACUAAAACAACUGCUGCCGUUUCAUUCUUUCAAUCCCUCUUUCCAAUUCUUAAAUGGGGUAAAGAUUAUAAAGUCUCUCAAUUUAAAAAUGAUCUAAUGGCUGGUUUAACUCUUGCUAGCCUUAGCAUUCCUCAGAGUAUUGGCUAUGCUACUUUAGCGAAACUUGAUCCUCAAUAUGGCCUGUACACCAGUGCAGUUCCUCCUUUGAUUUAUGCUCUAAUGGGGAGUUCAAGAGAAAUUGCCAUUGGACCUGUGGCUGUAGUAUCUAUGCUGCUUUCUUCUACGCUUCAGAAAGUUCAAGAUCCUGCAACUGACCCUGUUGCGUAUAGAAAGUUGGUUUUUACUGUUACUUUCUUUGCUGGAAUCUUUCAAGCUGUAUUUGGGUUAUUUAGGUUGGGGUUUCUUGUGGAUUUUCUUUCACAUGCAGCGAUUGUUGGAUUUAUGGCUGGUGCAGCCAUUGUUAUUGGUCUUCAGCAACUCAAAGGUCUAAUUGGGAUUACUCAUUUCACUAAUAAAACGGAUGUAGUCUCUGUAUUAGGGUCUGUUUUCACUUCAAUUGACCAUCCAUGGUGUCCUUUGAAUUUUGUUCUUGGCUGUUCUUUCCUCAUAUUUCUCCUAAUUGCCAGGUUUAUUGGAAGGAGAAACAAGAAGCUAUUCUGGUUUCCAGCUAUUGCUCCUCUAAUAUCAGUAAUAUUAUCUACUUUGAUCGUCUUCUUGUCAAAAGCUGACAAACAUGGAGUCAAGAUUGUAAAACACAUAAAAGGAGGAUUGAAUCCAAGUUCUGUUCAUGAUUUACAACUCAAUAGUCCACAUGUUGGACAAGCAGCCAAAAUUGGCCUUAUCUCCGCCAUUGUUGCUCUAACUGAAGCCAUUGCCGUUGGCCGGUCUUUCGCUUCCAUAAAAGGUUAUCACCUCGAUGGCAACAAAGAAAUGGUUUCUAUGGGCUUCAUGAACAUUGUAGGAUCUUUAACUUCUUGCUAUGUGGCAACUGGUUCGUUUUCAAGAACUGCUGUGAAUUUCAGUGCAGGAUGUGAAACUGUUGUGUCAAAUAUAGUAAUGGCUAUUACUGUGAUCUUAUCACUCGAAUUGUUCACUAGGCUUCUGUACUACACUCCAAUGGCCAUUCUUGCUUCGAUAAUUCUCUCUGCUCUUCCUGGACUAAUUGACAUAAAUGAAGCUUAUCACAUCUGGAAAGUUGACAAGUUAGACUUCCUUGCCUGUAUUGGUGCUUUCUUUGGUGUUUUGUUUGAAUCAGUGGAGAUCGGUCUUCUAGUCGCGGUAACCAUUUCGUUUGGGAAGAUAUUGCUAAACUCAAUUCGACCAAGCAUAGAAGAACUUGGUAGAAUUCCAAGAACAGAUACAUUUGGUGAUAUUAAUCAAUAUCCCAUGGCCAUAAAAACUCCAGGCGUCUUAAUAGUUCGAAUAAACUCUUCAUUACUCUGCUUUGCAAAUGCUAAUUUUAUAAGAGAAAGAAUAAUGAGGUGGGUGACAGAAGAUGAAGAAAAUACAAAGGAAAGAGUUCAAAUAGUAAUUCUUGACAUGUCAAAUGUAACAAAUAUUGACACCGCAGGACUUCUUGCACUCGAAGAGCUGCACAAGAAGUUGCUUUCAUAUGAAACAGAAUUAGAUAUAGCCAAUCCAAGAUGGCAAGUGAUUCAUAAGCUAAAAGUUGCUAAAUUCCCAGAUAGAAUUGGAAGAGGAAGAGUUUUUCUUACCGUUAGUGAAGCUAUAGAUGCAGGCACUAAUACCAAAUUAACUUCUUGUUGAUUGAUUUUGGUGGUCUUAUUGCAUAUAUACCAGCUAAUGAAGCUUAGCAGGCUUUGUUUCCUUCUCUCUCUUUUUUCUUUUUGUAAAAUUUGGGUAAAAUGUAAUGAGAUUUAUAAGCCUAAUUAAUGCUCUGUUUUGUAUAAAUGAAUUUAAAAUAUAAAAUUUAUCUGUAAAUGAAUUUUCAUA